AUGUUUCUAACCAUCGAAGAACGUAUUGAAGUGAUUCUACUCUCUGGAAAUGGUCGAACUCAUCGUGAAAUUGCCGAUGAAUUCAGUCGUUUACACCCCGAUCGAAAGCCCAUUUCCCAUACUACCGUUGGCAAUUUGCUGGCAAAAUUCAGAGAAACUGGAGCCGUCUACGAUCGUGGACGGCCAGUUUUAAUGCCCAACAAAAAUUUCAACGGCUGUGGGAGUCCUAUCAUCGAUAGGGCCUUGGAUCCGUCUGGCGAUAAAGCGGAAGCGUCAACGAGUUCCGCGUAUGGCUCUACUCAGGGACGAAAAAGGUACCGAUAUGCUGUUGUCGCAAUCAAAGACCAGUCCAGUGACGAUCUUUACGAUCUUCUGAUUGACAAUGGAUUUAGUGAUUUUCUCCUACUCGAUAACUUGAGUGAUCAUCCUGAUUUUGAGGAGGCGCCAGGCAAGAAAGAACCAAAGCCAGUUAUAAGCCUGGAAUGUGACUCGGAUAUCUCACGAGCCCCUUCUUCGAGUGAAGCUACACCCGAUAUCCCAUACUUCGCAGAACUCUCUGCUGCAGACUUGUUGGGAGGAGGCAGUGGCGACGUUGGCGGUGAUGACGGAAAACAUGUUGAUCGAAAACCUUCACCUUUGUUUGAAAAUCAUCCGAGUUCAUUUAUGAAUGCUGGACAGCUCAACAACCGGUCAGAAAAUCACGAGAGCAGCGGAGAGGGUACGGAUUCGGAGACAGCCGAUGGAGAUGCAGCUAGAGGGAGAAAUGACUACCAAACUCCUUAUGUGGUUUGUCAACUCUGCAAGAAAGUGAUUAUGGCGUCGAGGUUUUCCAAUCUUACGAAUCAUGCUCGCCGGCAUUCGGUUAUCAAAAAGUUCAAAUGUGUUUACUGCGACCUUCAACACAAUGAGCAUGCAAAGAUACGCACCCAUAUGCUUAACAUACAUGCCGACGGUUUAUCGGAGGCCAUAGACAAUAGUUGGCGAAUGAAAAAAGUGUGGGAGUUCUUGGUUCAGAAGUGCUUCCCACACUACACGCCCAACAGCGGUGAGAGUCAGCCUGUAGUUGCGGAAAGCGACUUGGUAUUGCCACCAACUACGGGAAGUGUCGCAUUCGUCUGUGGGAUUUGUGGGUUCCAUGGAGUUGAUCAGUGGAGGGUUCGUUUGCAUAUAACCACAAAUCAUGUGGGUGUGGAAGCCGGUAGCAAUGUCAGAACUAUACGUUCGGAACUGAAUUCUCAAGCUAAUCUUGAUCAAAUUGAAGCAAGUGAAGGCAGCUCCAAAGUCGCUGUGAUUCCUAGUAAGGAGGAAAGGCCUACGGAAGCACCGACUGGCUCCAAAGAGGACACUUCAUUCGAGGUUUAUGUUUCAAAGAACGAGGAUGUCGAGGAUGGAUUGCGGUCAUUGAUUUGUCGGAUAUUCUGCAAAUAA
This is a messenger RNA of Cooperia oncophora, 1428 nucleotides long. The record is from the annotation of a GenBank genome assembly. NCBI's taxonomy places the organism in Eukaryota, Metazoa, Nematoda, Chromadorea, Rhabditida, Trichostrongylidae.